Messenger RNA from Rotaria socialis, 1065 nucleotides. The record is from the annotation of a GenBank genome assembly. NCBI's taxonomy places the organism in Eukaryota, Metazoa, Rotifera, Eurotatoria, Philodinida, Philodinidae.
AUGAGUUCCAUAAUUAAUCAGGAUAAUGUUGAUCCCAAUCAUAUAAUGUCUAUUAUUGAUGGAUAUCGUUGUUCACAAACAUUAUUUACUGCAGUUAGUUUAAAACUAUUUGAUCAUUUAACAAAAGAAGAACUUCUAUUAGAAGAACUGGCGAACAAAUUAAAUCUACCUCACUUAUCAGCAUUGGAACGAUUUUUAAAUGCUUGCAUUGCUCUUAAAUUAAUUCAACUAGAUAAAACAAAUAAGAAAUAUUCGAAUACACAGUCAAGCAAUAAAUAUCUCGUUUCGAAAAGUCCCGAUACUCUCAAUGGAUAUAUUGAUCACAAUAGCCAAUCGUCUUAUUUACUUUGGACUAAACUUCCUAAUGCAAUACAUGAAAAUGCUCCACAAUGGCAGAAAACGUUUAACACAAUUCACGGAGAGGAAUUUACAUUUGAUUCAUUUUAUCGCGAUGAAAAUGCUGAAACACUAUUCAUGUCUGGCAUGCACGGUUUAGGUUUAACUUGCUUUCCAGCUGUUGUUGCGUCUGUUGAUAAUUUUCAACAAUUUAAAUCAUUUUGUGACAUCGGCGGAGCUACUGGAUGUUUGGCUAUAACUGCAUGUAAAGCAAAUCCAAAUUUACAGGCAACUAUUUUUGAUCUUCCUCGCAUUGAAAAACAUGCUGUUCAAUAUAUUAAUGAAACUCCGGCAGAUAUUCGUAAUCGUAUUCUCUUUCAAAGUGGUGAUUUUUUUAGGGAUCCUCUACCACGAGCGGAUCUAUUUACUCUCGGACGUAUUUUACAUGAUUGGAACGAUGAAAAGUGUCAGAUACUAUUAGAGAAAAUCUAUCGAACACUACCUGAAAUGGAUGGUGCAAUUUUAAUUGCAGAAAAAUUAUUAGUCGACGAUAAAUCAGGACCAGUAACAGCCAAUAUGCAAGAUUUGAAUAUGCUUGUUGCUACCGCUGGAAGAGAACGAACAUGUUCUGAAUAUAAAGAUUUACUUGAAAAAGUUGGUUUCAAGAAUAUUAAAUGUUUCCGGACUGGAACAUAUCUUGAUGCAAUUAUUGGAUACAAAACAAAUUAA